UCGCCUCACCUGUCAUGGACAGUUAUUUUCUUCAAUGUACUAGCAAUAUACCAUACUACCGUAACUGUAUACAUUUACAAUUCACCAGAAAUGUUUGACGAUCUCAUUUAUAAGCACACUGCAGUAUGUGAAUGUUUAGUAGCUAUAUCAAUAGGUUAUUUUGUGUAUGAUUUUAUUGACAAUAUCACAUACAGGAGGCUUGCAGAAUCAUGGGCUAUUCUUCUCCAUCAUGUUACCUUCUGCUGCGGUGUUGGAGUAGCUUUGGCGAUUCAACAGUACAUUGGGUAUUCAGCUGUUACCUUACUAGCCGAGGUUAACAGCAUCUUCCUCCACUCCAGACAGAUUAUGUUGAUGAUGAAUAUCUCGAAAUCGUCAAUGAUGUAUUUUGUUAACAACAGUUUUAACAUAAUAACAUUUGUUUUGUUACGUUUUGGUACGUCCUUCUGGUUAACGUGGUGGUUAUAUGUAAACUAUGUCCGUAUGCCAACCUUUUUAAUUGCUGUUGCUGGCUUUGGACUUGUAGUCAUGCACAUUGUCAACUUUGGCUUAUUUUCCAGACUGAUCACAAGCGAUUUACUAAGCAAACAGACCAGCAAGAGCAAAAAAGAUCAUGACGAGGAACCCAAUGACAUUUUGUUAGGCUAGUAGCUGGGAAUUUGCUGGUUGGUUGUUACUAAUAUUUAAACCUGGUUAUUUUAUUUGGAUUUGCUUGUGAAAAAAAAAUAGCUAUGUGUAUGUGAGUAGAGAGUAGGCCUAUAUUACAGGGUAGGCCUAUAUUACAGGGUAUAGUAUACAAUAUGUUAUAAAAUUCAACGAAAAAUAUGGAAAAGUUAUUUUUGUUAUUGUUCUGCAAUUCAAAGUUCUGGCAUUUUCUACUACAGAAUAUGUUUAACAUUAAGUUGGGAUGACAUUCACUCUAAUAAUGUAGUUUUUAUAAUGUAUUGGAGUUAUUCUGAUAUUUGUUGUACCAUGAAUAUCCGAACUUCAUGUUUUUAUUUGGAUGUUGUUUGUAUUAAUUUUGUAUGGGAUAUAUUUAUUUUGUAAAUGUUAAGCACCAGUAUUUUACGCUGUAUAUUACGGUUUAACGUUAUUAUUAUUAUUAAAAUGAUGGAAUUUCAUAAUUUAGGGUGAUAGUCACAGUACACUAAAUAAUAAAAUUUUAUUUUUGAUGCAAU
Molecule: messenger RNA, 1175 nt
Organism: Anneissia japonica
Lineage: Eukaryota; Metazoa; Echinodermata; Crinoidea; Comatulida; Comatulidae
Product: TLC domain-containing protein 2-like
Exons: 4
Coding region: 91-645 (184 amino acids)
Biological process (GO): phospholipid homeostasis; membrane assembly; plasma membrane organization
Cellular component (GO): plasma membrane
Source: RefSeq, a predicted model, not a curated record